AUGUUAGAUAGUUUUUCUCUUGAAGUUAUAUCUCGUUUUAAAGAAGCACUACUGGCUCAGAAAUUAGAUACUGAUCGUAAUUCCAAAACUUUAAAUGAAGAAAAUGAGAGUUUACCAGUUUAUAAUCGAGGACUCAAAUUGCUGAAAACAAUUCAACCUUCCUUUAACACUUUAAGAUCCAAAGUUACAGAAUAUGGAGGUAAAAAAUAUUCAGUUUUGUCAAAUGAAAGUAUUGAGAUAGAUAAUUUACAUAAUAAAAGAAAAUGGAAUGAAAUAUAUGGUGAUAAUAAACAGGACCAAAAUGAGGAUGAUGAGGAUGACGAAGAGGAUGACGAAUUAGAGUAUGAUGAAGAUAAAGAAGAACAUCCAUUGAAAAAAUCUCGAAUUAUUGAAUUAUUAUCACCUUUAAAUCAUCCUUCAGAAAUAAUAUCCCAUCCAGCGAUUUCCAAGACAUAUAAACUGCAAACAUUAUCGAAACUUGCCAGUGAAUUGAUUGAUUUGAUUGAAAUAGAACAAACUAAUUUGAAUUGGUUGAAUAAAUUAUUACAAGUGUUGAAUGGUGAAGAUUGGUUUUACUUGCUAGAAGAGAAUUUGGGUUUAAAAGAUUAUGAUCAUGGUUUGGAUGAAGAUAAGAAGAAAAAAAUUGAAGAAAAAGAAAAUAAUAAUAAAGACAAUACGGUUGUUGAGGAUGAAUUUGAAGAUGAAGAAGAAAAUAAGGCUGAUCCGUUUUUUGCCUUGCCGACUGCAUUAAAACGAUAUGAAACUUAUCAACAGAAUUUAGAAUCUAGUGAUCCACUCAAGGAAGAACUUAUAAAUUAUCUUCAAGUUAGUAUUCAACGUCAACAUGAAUACAUUAAGAAUUUGAUUCUGUUAAGGAAUGGUUUGGUUAGAGCAGAUAGACUAAAGAGUGAUUUGUACAAAUGGGGUAAAGAAAUGUACGAAAAGAAGAGUAGUUAA
Molecule: messenger RNA, 957 nt
Organism: Candida albicans SC5314
Lineage: Eukaryota; Fungi; Ascomycota; Pichiomycetes; Serinales; Debaryomycetaceae
Exons: 1
Coding region: 1-957 (318 amino acids)
Biological process (GO): negative regulation of silent mating-type cassette heterochromatin formation; negative regulation of rDNA heterochromatin formation
Cellular component (GO): Rpd3L complex; cytosol
Source: RefSeq, a predicted model, not a curated record